Fusarium venenatum is the source of this 729-nucleotide messenger RNA. The record is from RefSeq and is a predicted model, not a curated record. Lineage: Eukaryota; Fungi; Ascomycota; Sordariomycetes; Hypocreales; Nectriaceae.
AUGUCCAAGAUGCGAGCACUCUCCGAGCAAUGCUCACCAGUCGUAUUGCGUGGUUUUAGAGACACCAAGAAAAACCCCGUCUUUGUAUCCAAGGCCAAGGAGAUGGGGACUAUUUUGCCUUGGAAGGAGGGUGAUAUAAUAGUUGUCAAGGAUCAAAUGAAUGAUGCCUCGGACUCCAAUGUUACGACAACGAAUGAGGCGAUGCCCAUGCAUUACGACGGCAUGUUCAAACUUGCGAGAGUCAAGGAUGAACAGGGUCGCGAGACAGUUACCUCCGACCCCCCCUUUCCUUCAAUACUUCGCAACAACCAGGGCUUCACCCUCUUUGCGUCGUCUCAUCUCUUCUCCCGUUACCUCCGAGAUAAGUACCCAAUCGAUGACCUUUGCAAGGUCAGGUGGACUUGCCACAGCGGUGGAUAUUUUGACCACCACGUACCUAGCUUGCCCUUGGUUGUGUCUCAUGUAGUCGACGCCCGGCCCUGUAUCCGCUGGCACGAGCCUUGGCCCAAGACAGAGACCAAGUAUGGCGAUGCUAGCAUCACUAUUGAUAUUGGCGAUCAGGCACUUGUCAGCCUCGUGGACUCACUUCUGUAUGAUAAGCGUGCCAGUCUUCGAUUUUCGUGGGAGGAGGGCGAUGUUAUGGUCAAUAACAAUAUAGAAAUGUUGCAUACAAGGACUGCAUUUGAACGUGGUGCUGCGCGAGAGCUGUGGAGAAUCCAUGUUGGUUAA